AUGCCUGUGUCUGAGACCCUGGCCAAGGAGGUCCUCACCGCCCCGGGCCAGGAGGUGUCGCUGAUCAACACCAACGAGCGCGAGACCAAGGGCAAGACCUACUACGAGUUCGAGUUCACCGCGAAGAACAGCCGCUACACGCGCCACAGCGUCGCCGUCGUCACCGCGGACCGCGGCAUCUUCUACACGCUCACCACCGGGGCCAACGAGCGCCGCUGGGGCAAGAUGGGGGACAAGCUCAAAACCACCGUGCGCAGCUUCCAGCUUGUGAACUGA
Monoraphidium neglectum is the source of this 276-nucleotide messenger RNA. RefSeq names its product PsbP-like protein 1. The coding region runs from base 1 to 276 and encodes 91 amino acids. The transcript has 3 exons. Gene Ontology annotation, cellular component: extrinsic component of membrane; photosystem II oxygen evolving complex; photosystem II. Gene Ontology annotation, molecular function: calcium ion binding. The record is from RefSeq and is a predicted model, not a curated record. Lineage: Eukaryota; Viridiplantae; Chlorophyta; Chlorophyceae; Sphaeropleales; Selenastraceae. Gene Ontology annotation, biological process: photosynthesis.